This is a messenger RNA of Calidris pugnax (ruff), 734 nucleotides long. RefSeq names its product cystatin F (leukocystatin) (gene CST7). NCBI's taxonomy places the organism in Eukaryota, Metazoa, Chordata, Aves, Charadriiformes, Scolopacidae. Gene Ontology annotation, molecular function: cysteine-type endopeptidase inhibitor activity. Gene Ontology annotation, biological process: immune response; negative regulation of microglial cell activation; positive regulation of myelination. The transcript is spliced from 4 exons. Gene Ontology annotation, cellular component: endoplasmic reticulum; Golgi apparatus; late endosome. The coding region runs from base 50 to 493 and encodes 147 amino acids. The record is from RefSeq and is a predicted model, not a curated record.
AGGGCAGUCACUCCGCUCGCUGGCGGGCUCCUCUUCUGAAGUGGUAGAGAUGGCAGUGAAGUUCACCCGCACCUUCGCCGCACUCUGCUGUUUAACCCUCUGGGGCUUCACUGGGACUUCAGAUGCUAUGUAUGUACCACCACCUCAUUCGACCACGAAACCUGGCUCCCCUGUCCCAAUGGACACCGACAACCCUGGUGUUCGCAAGGCAGCUCGCUUUGGGGUUUACAGAUACAACAACAGUUCCAAUGACCUCUUUCUGUUUAAGGAAUCACAAAUAAGCAAAGCCAUGGUACAGAUUGUCAGAGGGCUGAAAUACAUGCUCCACGUGGAAAUCGGACGCACUACGUGUGAGAAGAGGGAGCACUCCAACCUGGACAGCUGUCACUUCCAGAAGAAAAAAAACCUCCAACAGAUACUGAAAUGCUAUUUUGAGGUCUGGAUUACACCUUGGUUACAUAAAGUCCACGUCCCCAUUGCUCUUUGUCACUGACUCACCUUUCCCACGAGUGCCUGACUUGCAGGAGAUCUACCACCAUGAUUUAUUUUUUUUUUUCCUUGCCUGGAUUGUUGAGGCCAAAACUGAAGCGAGGAUCGGCUGAACAGAAUCGCCACAGAACUUUUCUCUCAAAGCACAUGGUUGUUUUCCUCUCUUGGAAAGAUGCUCAAAAUCUGAGUGACAAAGAAAAGACCUGCCUUGACUGCAUUUAUUGUUAUCCAGCUGUUUCUCUUUU